AUAUAUUUACUUAAGAGAUCAUGUCUUUAUAUCUUUAUAUAUGUAUGUAUAUGUGAAUUUAAAAAUCUUUUGGAGGUUGUGUUUUCAAAGCAUUACUAAUAUAAAUUGUGUGCUCCUCAGACAUUUAAAAAUAUUGGUUUUAAAAAGUCUUAAAUUAACCUUCAUAAAACCUGGAAAAACACUGUAGUUUAGUUUCCCGUAAUAUUUUUAAUUAUUUUUAUAUAGUAGACAAUGUAGAUUACAAUCUGGCGUACUGCUUUUGCCAAAAGCAAGCACUUAUUCUCUAGUGCUAUCGUUCUUCCUGGAGUCAUUUUAGAAAUCGGAAAAGAAAUGUAAUUCUAGAUGCCUGUGUAAUUAGAAUAAGGUUUGGUGGUCACAUAUCUUAAAUAUCUUCAGCUACAGACUGCUGAUAGCCUUUGAGUUAAUUACACCGUUUCAAUGAAUUAUGUACCACUGCUAUGAAGGGUUUUGACUUUCCUUGACCCUAUUAUGGCAGUGUGAAGAGGUCUUGAAUAAUUAAGGAACACUGGAACCGGUUUCCAUCUUAAAAAUACCACAAUGUAGUACAUGUCAAAGAUGGUGUUGGAUGUUCCUUGAGGUUUCUGUUGAGAUCUUUAGAGGAGCGCGUAUGCUUAAGUGUAAGACUAUAUGUCCUGCUUCUAAACUGAUGGACCGUUCAAUGAAAUAUUCAGUAUGUACCAAGUACUCUUGUUUCGUGAGUGCUGCAGUGUGCUUUGACGAUAAAUCAAGUCAGUGUCAUAGAGACUUGAAAGCAGGGCUGGAUGAGAGAUGCUCUCCAUCCUGGUUUUCUUUUUAAAUGCUGAAGCAAGAACCAAGGCUGCAGGUGUAGUGUAGUAUUAUUCAGUUUAUUCAUUUAAGGUAGAAAUCUGAUGGGAUUUGUUGAGGAAAUAUGACUGAGGCGUGUUUCUGCUCAACCAGCGAAUUAAUAUUCGUCAAGACCGACUUGUGGUAAGUACAAUUAGAGCUGUUAUUUCUAUAUUGCUAUAAGCACUAAUUAAUGCCUUCACAGAAAUUUGAUCUAUGCACAUCUGUUCAGGAAGAAAGUUGACCAACAUAAAAGCAAAAAACUCUGAAAUUAUAAACCGAUUAAAGGAUUGGAGCUCUUUAUAUAAUUUGGCUUCUCAUGCCAAGCCACAAAUCCUUAUAGAUCUCAGACUGCAAGCUGUUUCAAAAAUGCAUCAUAAAUGCACCAAAUAUACCAGUUAACUCUUCUUCUUCUCAGCUCAACUUGAUGGUUCUGCACUGGGACGAACAAGAACAGUUUGCAGGUUAAUCUAGAACAUCUACGACCAUUUAUUUUGAAUGGAGACUCUUUGAGCUAGUGAAGAUGCUCUGCAUCAUAUUAUUACUCUUCACUUUCCUCAUCGUUGGGAGCUCGAAGCUCUGCCCUCAUCAGUGUUCUUGUUACGACGCGUCUGAGCUGGUGGACUGUCGAUCCCGAGGGUUCACUCACAUUCCCCACAGUAUUCCACAUGGAACAUGGCUCCUGGACCUCAGCGGGAAUAAGUUGUCGGAGUUGAGGAGUACCUCCUUUACUGGGAUAUGGGUUCUCCGGGUCCUCCUGCUUUCACAAAGCAACAUGCAGGUGGUGCAUUCUAAGGCUCUUUCCUCUCUCACCUUCCUGGAAAAGUUGGACCUGGCUUACAACGAGCUCCGUGUCCUUCCUCCAGAUUUCUGUCAAGGGUUAACCGCUCUUAAAGAUCUCAAGCUUUCCCACAAUGCCCUGGAACGCCUCGAGUCUCACUCUUUGGAGGACCUAGAAAGCCUGGAGAGGUUAGAUCUCAGUCACAACCACAUUCAGGUUAUCGAAGUCGGGGCAUUUCGUGGACUUACCAUGCUAAGGCACCUUAACCUUGCAUGGAAUCAGAUGACAGUCCUCCAAGGCGGCUUGCUCACCAUGCAACAGAGUCUUGGAGUUCUUCUCUUGAACCACAACAAUAUCUCCAAGAUUGAAACGGACGCUCUGGCCCCCUUACAAACCCUGACCAUUCUGAACUUAGAAGCCAACCAGCUGAGGAGCCUGAAGUUCAAGACCUUCUUGAACCUCCAGACGCCCAGCACGCAUCUGCAGAUGUCGGAGAACCCUUGGACGUGCGACUGUGAGCUUCAUCGCGUCUUCACUAAGAUACUCCAUGUCAGGCAUCUCCACGUGGACGAUUACAUGAAUAUCACGUGCCAUUCUCCGCUCUUACUGGCUGGAGCAUCUCUGGGUUUGAUGCACAGUCAGCUGUGUAUCGCAGAAACGGCCACUGUCCUGGUCAUUACCGCAACGGUGAUGGUCACUGUGGUGGCCGCCUUGGUUAUGGCAGAACGCAAGCGCAAGAAUCAACAAAUGAACCUGGAAAAACAAGGAAACGAUCCUAUGCCUUGGGAGUCUCGCAAAUGAAGAAACCCAGCAGCUGAUAGCUAUACAAACUUAUCUUAUUUUACACAACAGCUCUUCAUUUUUGUGCACGUAGUACUCACUUCAACAUGAAAUCAAAACCUAUUUACUUUCCCAAUACAUGUUCCUAGUCUUAUUUUGAAUGGACAUUACUCAUCAAAAUAUAAGAGUGUUGUAGGGAUGAUGCAUUUUUACAGGAAAAAACCUAAAAACAAGCAUUUCAGCACUUUUGGCUCAUUUGUCCUGAAUUUUUAUUUUUUUUGUAUGUUGGUUAAAUGCCUGAAAUAGUUAGUCUGUGAUGAACACAAGCUCAAGAUAUUUUAACAUUUUAUUAUACAGCAGAAAUAGCCCCUCCUCACUUAAAAAAGGUGGUUGGUAAGUGUUUAAAUCUGUCUAAAUGUAGUCACUUUUACAGACUUGUUUUAUUAGUGUGACUUUUACAGAAUUCCCAUUUGUUUUUGUUUUUUAAUACAGACUGAAAAAUGUGUCCGAAGCUCAAUGCUGGGAUGUUGACGUCAUG
This is a messenger RNA of Carassius auratus (goldfish), 2924 nucleotides long. RefSeq names its product slit homolog 2 protein. The coding region runs from base 1349 to 2407 and encodes 352 amino acids. Gene Ontology annotation, cellular component: plasma membrane. Gene Ontology annotation, molecular function: protein binding. The transcript is spliced from 2 exons. NCBI's taxonomy places the organism in Eukaryota, Metazoa, Chordata, Actinopteri, Cypriniformes, Cyprinidae. The record is from RefSeq and is a predicted model, not a curated record.